Messenger RNA from Drosophila persimilis, 1963 nucleotides. It is a transcript of the gene nst, whose product is annotated as phosphoacetylglucosamine mutase. Gene Ontology annotation, biological process: carbohydrate metabolic process; UDP-N-acetylglucosamine biosynthetic process. The record is from RefSeq and is a predicted model, not a curated record. Gene Ontology annotation, molecular function: phosphoacetylglucosamine mutase activity; magnesium ion binding. Lineage: Eukaryota; Metazoa; Arthropoda; Insecta; Diptera; Drosophilidae. Bases 136 to 1779 code for a protein of 547 amino acids. The transcript is spliced from 3 exons.
CGCGUUUGUGUUCCUCGAAAAGUGAAACUCGAAAGCUGUUUCUCGACCGGUUAGCGUAAUCUGUGUAUAAGUAUUUAAAGAGAUUUUGGGUGCCACCCUACUUUGGACCAUUUGGAACUCGCUCAAGGCUAGAGAAUGUCGAUCAAUCUGCGAACUGUGUACGCCUUUGCCAGGGAAAUGUACCCCAAACUUUCCACGGAGUACAUUCAGUAUGGAACAGCUGGGUUUCGCGGCAAGGCCGAAUUCUUAGAUAGCGUCAUGUUCCGGAUGGGAGUGCUUGCCACGUUACGUUCUCGAUUUCGCGGCGGUGCAGUCAUCGGCGUAAUGAUCACUGCCUCGCACAAUCCGGAACCGGAUAAUGGAGUGAAGCUAGUCGACCCCAAAGGGGAAAUGUUAGAUGCUAGCUGGGAGUCCAUAGCGACGGAUCUGGUCAAUGUAAGCGACCAGGACUUGGAGCAGCAUGUAGCGAAAAUUAUUAAGGACAAUAGUAUCGACAUCACGUCGAGCUCCCAUGUGUUCGUCGGCAUGGACAAUCGGUACCACAGCCCGCGCUUAUUGAAGGCGGUGGCAGACGGAGUGAUAGCCCUGAAAGGCAACGUUAGGGAAUUCGGAAUAGUGACCACACCCAUGCUCCAUUUCUUUGUGGUGGCUGCAAACACUAAGGAGACGUACGGAAAGCCCACGGAAGAAGGAUACUAUGAGAAACUUAUUAAGGCCUUCGAGCUGCUACGAAACGGUCAGCUAGAGAACGGAAACUAUAAGAACAACGUGGUCUUCGAUGGUGCAAAUGGAGUCGGUGCUAGAAAAAUGUUGCAGUUUAUUAAGCGUAUGAAUAAGUCGUUAAACAUAUCUGUUAUAAACCAAGGCAUAGGACCUGGCAAGAUCAACGACGAGUGUGGAGCCGACUACGUCAAAGUACUUCAGCGGCCGCCCAUAUCCAUGCCGGUUGUGGAACCUUUCACGCGUUGUGUCAGCGUGGAUGGCGAUGCCGACCGAGUGGUUUACUUCUUCACCAACGAAAAGGGAGAGUUCCAACUGCUGGACGGGGACCGCAUUGCCACGCUAGUCGCCGGAUACCUAAUGGACUUGGUAACGCGGAGCGAGAUAGAUCUGCGUUUGGGCCUGGUCCAAACUGCGUACGCAAAUGGGGCGUCCACCGAUUACAUAGUCAACGAUUUGAAAUUCCCUGUUUCUUGUGUCCCAACUGGUGUUAAGCACCUGCACCACAAAGCCCUUGAAUACGACAUCGGCGUAUACUUUGAGGCAAAUGGACACGGAACAAUUGUGUUCAGCGACCACGCGAAGGCUACGAUUGCGACAGCUUCUGAAACGAAGGCUAGUGCCAAGACCUUGCUGCUCCUGAUUGAUCUCAUUAACGAAACUGUUGGGGAUGCCAUCUCAGAUAUGUUGCUUGUGGAGACGAUUCUGAACCACAAAGGCUGGGAUGUUAAAGACUGGAUAUCUACCUACAAUGACCUGCCAAACCGACAGUUGAAAAUUAAAGUCCAGGAUAGAAAUGUCAUCGAAACCACAAAUGCGGAAAGAGUUUGUGUCAAGCCAGAGGGUCUGCAAACGGAGAUAGAAAAUGUGGUAUCGAACUACAAACGUGGACGCGCCUUUGUGCGGCCUUCCGGCACAGAGGACAUAGUACGAGUAUAUGCAGAGGCUGCAACUAAAGAGGACACAGAGAACUUGGCCUACGAAGUGGGAGUACUCGUUCAAAGACUGGCAGGUGGAGUCGGACCGGAGCUGACAAAACCAGGCAGUGCACACCUAUAAACGAAUUGAUCACGCCGAAUAAAAAGCAAUAUUUUUCCGUGCUUCUUUUUAAAUUGUCCAAUCUCUACUUUUGUACGUUCAGUUGUAAAAGUUGUCUGACAAUAACUUUCAAGUGCAUUUAUAUAUGGUACUAUAUGUGUAACCUUUCACUGUCUUUUUUUAUACUAAAGAGCUAUAUACCCGA